This is a messenger RNA of Xenopus laevis (African clawed frog), 1858 nucleotides long. It is a transcript of the gene chrne.L, whose product is annotated as cholinergic receptor, nicotinic epsilon L homeolog. NCBI's taxonomy places the organism in Eukaryota, Metazoa, Chordata, Amphibia, Anura, Pipidae. Gene Ontology annotation, molecular function: extracellular ligand-gated monoatomic ion channel activity; monoatomic ion channel activity; transmembrane signaling receptor activity. Gene Ontology annotation, biological process: regulation of postsynaptic membrane potential; chemical synaptic transmission, postsynaptic; monoatomic ion transport. The record is from RefSeq and is marked provisional. Gene Ontology annotation, cellular component: plasma membrane; postsynaptic membrane; membrane.
GAUUGUGCCAGUGGGCAGCGAUGGAGUCGGGGGUCCGAAUUCUGUCUCUACUAAUCCUCCUGCACAACUCCUUGGCCAGUGAGAGCGAGGAGAGCCGACUUAUAAAGCAUCUAUUCACCAGUUAUGACCAGAAAGCUCGUCCUUCAAAAGGUCUCGAUGAUGUUAUUCCCGUGACCCUGAAGCUCACAUUAACCAACCUGAUUGACUUGAAUGAGAAAGAAGAAACCUUGACGACCAAUGUGUGGGUACAGAUAGCAUGGAACGAUGACCGUCUGGUCUGGAAUGUGACAGACUAUGGAGGAAUUGGUUUUGUACCAGUUCCGCACGAUAUUAUGUGGCUUCCUGACAUUGUCCUUGAAAAUAACAUCGAUGGGAAUUUUGAAGUGGCGUACUAUGCCAAUGUCCUCGUGUACAAUACAGGAUAUAUCUAUUGGCUUCCACCUGCGAUUUUCAGGAGCACCUGUAACAUUGAGAUCACUUAUUUUCCAUUUGACUGGCAAAACUGCUCGCUGGUGUUCAGAUCCAAGACUUACAGCGCUAACGAGAUAGAUCUGCAGCUAGUUACUGAUGAUGAGACCGGAUUACCUUUUGACCAGGUGGACAUCGAUCGUGAAGCCUUCACAGAGAAUGGUGAGUGGGCAAUAAUGCAUCGUCCUGCCAGAAAGAUUUUAAACCCCAAGUACUCUAAAGAAGACCUGCGAUACCAGGAGAUUGUCUUCAACCUCAUCAUCCAGAGGAAGCCUCUCUUCUAUAUCAUCAACAUCAUUGUUCCAUGUGUCCUCAUCUCGUUCCUGGUAGUGCUAGUUUACUUCCUACCGGCCAAAGCCGGUGGGCAGAAGUGCACAGUGUCCAUCUCCGUACUCCUGGCACAGACUGUCUUCCUGUUCCUUAUUGCCCAAAUGGUGCCGGAGACAUCGCUCAGUGUGCCGCUCAUUGGCAAGUACCUGAUGUUUGUUAUGUUUGUGUCAACGCUGAUUGUCCUGAGUUGUGUCAUCGUCCUUAAUGUGUCACUUCGGUCACCGAGUACUCACAACCUGAGCACCAAAGUCAAGCAUAUGCUUCUAGAAGUGUUGCCCCAGUUCCUGCACCUGCGGGUGGAGCCAUGUGAUGAGGGGGAGGAGACACCGCGGGAGCGCAGGAGGAGCUCGCUGGGGAUCAUGCUGAAGGCGGAGGAGUAUGUGCUGAAGAAACCCAGGAGUGAGCUGAUGUUUGAGAGGCAGAGGGAGCGGCACGGCAUGAGGAGGGAGCCCGACGGGUACAGAGCCGAUGGAUUUGAUGUUGGGGUGACUACUACUCUGUAUCGAAACCUGGCACAGUGCGCCCCAGAAAUCAAGGACUGUGUGGAUGCCUGUAACUUCAUUACACAGAAUACCAAGGAGCAGAAUGCCACUGGCUCUGAGAUGGAGAAUUGGAUUCUGAUCGGGAAGGUUCUGGACGUCCUGUGCUUCUGGGUCGCCCUCCCUCUGUUUGUGUUGGGGACAUUGGCCAUCUUUCUGAUGGGUCACUUCAACACUGCCCCAGAACACCCCUUUUAAUGAGAAGACAAUGUGUGUGGCCCUUUGUAAUGGCAGAGGGGACACAGGAGAGAGAAGUCUGGUUGGAUGUACUGAAUAUGUGACUUUUGUAGGGAGCCCUAUGUAUUGUCUAACAGCGACCCUAUCCAUAGGGGUCAGUACAGCUUGAGUAUCACACACAAUGCAAUGCGGUUGGUCGAUUCUUUUUCCAUCAAUGUGGGUGGGGGACAGAGAACUGAAAAUGAUGAGGCCAUGACCCCUUUUAGACAGCGGAGUACAGACCUGCAUUGUACUGGCAGAUCAUUUAUAAUCAGAUCAUUUGGGCCAAUAAAGUAAAGACCACA